Macrosteles quadrilineatus (aster leafhopper) is the source of this 1508-nucleotide messenger RNA. RefSeq names its product serine hydroxymethyltransferase-like. The coding region runs from base 96 to 1490 and encodes 464 amino acids. Gene Ontology annotation, cellular component: nucleus; cytosol; cytoplasm. The record is from RefSeq and is a predicted model, not a curated record. The transcript has 10 exons. NCBI's taxonomy places the organism in Eukaryota, Metazoa, Arthropoda, Insecta, Hemiptera, Cicadellidae. Gene Ontology annotation, biological process: L-serine catabolic process; folic acid metabolic process; tetrahydrofolate interconversion. Gene Ontology annotation, molecular function: zinc ion binding; glycine hydroxymethyltransferase activity; pyridoxal phosphate binding.
CUGUGAUGUUUUGUUAAAAUUGUGAUUUAGUUUAGAAUUAUUUUGUUUCUUCUUUACUAUUAUUUCAUCUUUUGUUUCUGUAGAAAGUUAUCAAAAUGCCAUUGGUGGAAGCCUCUCUAAAGUCCUCGGACCCAGAGUUGUUUGAGUUGAUCAAGCUGGAACGGAGACGACAGUUGAGAGGACUCGAGAUGAUUGCCUCGGAAAACUUCACCUCGACCGCCUCGCUGGAGUGCCUCGGAUCCUGCCUUACCAACAAAUACUCCGAGGGACAGCCUGGAGCUAGGUACUAUGGAGGCAACGAGUACAUAGACAAGAUCGAGGUGUUGUGUCAAAAGCGAGCUUUGGAAGCCUUCAAUAUCAGCCCAGAGGAAUGGGGAGUGAAUGUUCAGCCGUAUUCUGGAUCUCCGGCCAACAUGGCUGUAUAUACUGCCUUGUUACAGCCCCAUGACAGAAUUAUGGGUUUGGAUCUUCCUGACGGAGGGCACUUAACACACGGUUUUAUGACAGCAACAAAGAGAGUUUCAGCAUCUUCCAUCUUCUUUGAAUCAAUGCCUUACAAGGUAGAUCCAGCAACCGGGCUCAUAGACUACGACAGACUGGCGGAGAACGCAAGACUAUUCAAGCCCAAGAUGAUUGUUGCAGGUAUCAGCUGUUAUCCUCGUUCGCUUGACUACAAGAGGUUCCGAGAGAUUGCUGACGAGCACGGAGCCUACCUUAUGUCAGACAUGGCCCACGUGUCAGGUCUGGUCUCUGCUGGAGUUAUUCCUUCGCCCUUUGAGUACAGCGACGUUGUCAGCACCACGACUCACAAGACUUUACGAGGGCCUCGUGCAGGAAUGAUAUUCUACCGCAAAGGAGUAAGGAAGGUGACAAAGUCCGGAGAGAAGGUGAUGUACGACCUAGAGAACAAGAUCAAUCAGGCAGUGUUCCCGGGACUACAGGGAGGACCUCACAACCACCAGAUAGCAGCUGUGGCUACGACACUGCUACAGGCACAGAGUGACGAGUAUAAACAAUAUCAGCACCAGGUGGUGAAGAACGCCAAGGUAUUAUGUUCCGGGCUGGAGAAGAGAGGUUAUAAGAUCUCCACUGGUGGCACAGAUAUCCAUUUGGCUCUGGUAGAUGUACGUCCGGCGCAGCUGACUGGCGCCAAAGCAGAGUUUAUACUUGAGGAACUGAGUAUAGCAUGCAACAAGAAUACUGUUCCUGGAGAUAAAAGUGCCAUGAAUCCAAGUGGGAUAAGGUUUGGUACUUCUGCUCUGACUACGAGAAACUUCAAGGAACCAGAGAUGGAGAGAGUUGUCGACUUUAUAGAUAGAGGUUUGAAGAUAGCCCAAGAAGCUCAGUUGAAGGCAGGACCACUAGUAGCUGACUUUAAAAAGGUCAUUUUGGAGGACAGCGUAAUAAAACCAAAGGUGGAGAGUUUGAAGCAUGAAAUCGAACAAUUCGCUGAAAAUUUUCCCAUACCUACAUUCCACCCAGAGAUCUAAUUAUGGAAAAUAAAUCAU